Cimex lectularius (bed bug) is the source of this 2804-nucleotide messenger RNA. RefSeq names its product glutamate receptor ionotropic, delta-2-like. Lineage: Eukaryota; Metazoa; Arthropoda; Insecta; Hemiptera; Cimicidae. The transcript is spliced from 9 exons. Bases 229 to 2037 code for a protein of 602 amino acids. The record is from RefSeq and is a predicted model, not a curated record.
UUUUAUUCUUUAUUCAUAAAACAGAUCCCAAGGGCUUUAAUCACUGACGUGUGUCGCUGUAAAACUGACAACCCUCUUUGUCAUAUAAAAUAAUAGACUUAAAAAACAGACUGCUUAAUUAAAAGGACGAUAUGACUUUUGUGAAUGACGAAGGUAACAUGUCGGAUCAAUUUUUAAGAACGAUGUCAUUUUUGUGUCCAUUCUCGAAUCCAAUCGCCGACCGGAACGAUGAAAUUUGUGGCGUUAACGUUCGUCUUAAUUUGUGGAACAUGUAAAUCCCAGUUGCCAGAUUUAACGCCAGAAAUAUUGAAACACUUCUUCCGAGAGAUGCCCGGUUCGAAUUUUUACUUUUGCAACGGAAAGGAUGCGGUCAGAACUACCAAAGCGUUUGUCGGCCAGUACAAUUUUGUCAGCACGAGGCUUUUACAAAGCGUCCAAUCUAAUAAAGAGAUAAAAAUUACAAUGGACCUUACGCCACAGAGAAUUGGAGUUUUUUUAGACUUGACAUGCAAUGAAGGAUACGAUUUCCUUGAAAGCAGUUUGGGUUUGUUCAACAUGACGUAUCGUUGGCUUAUAUGGACGUGGGACAUAAACGAGACCCUGAUAUCAUUAAGAUCGUCACGGGUCAUUCUCGACAGCGAUGUCACACUCGCCACCCACGGCGUAAAGUUUUAUGACCUGUACAGAAUACACGAAACGUCCGAUUUCAUCAUCACGGAGAUUGGCCUGUGGACAGACGAAGGACACAGCUUUGACGAAAAACCGAAACGAACGGAUUUCCGUCAAUUUGUUUUUAAUGCAAGUCUUAUGAUGGUCGACAUCCAGUUCAAUCUAAGUAAUUUGAUACCGCCCUUACUCGACAAAUCGUACGAACCUGGUAAGGACAUGGUGAGGCGCUUCGGGCUGUCCUUAUUCAUGCACAUAUCGGAAUUCUAUAAUUUCAGGAUGUCCUACGUUUUGUCUAAUGCAUGGGGCGACCCGCUGAAGAACGGCACAUGGACAGGCAUGGUGGGCCAGGUGAAAAGGGGCGAAAGCGAUUUCGGCCUGGCUCCAGCAAAAUACGUAAUGGAAAGAUACAACGUCAUCGAUUUUGUGACAUCAUUACACAUCGUACGGGCUUGUUUUACAUUUCUUCAGCCUAAGUUGUUUGGCACUUAUAAGGCUCUUGUUCUACCUCUGGAUGCUUGUGUCUGGGGCUGCCUUGGCAUUUUUAUGCUCUUAGGUGUCCUGGCGUUCAAAGCGGUCUCCAGGCACGACAAGACUUCGGUUUGCAACGAAAACUUAGGGGGCAGCAUACUGCUCGUGCUUUCGUCUUUUUCCCAGCAAGGCUUUCCUGACAAUUCGUACAUGCUUUCCACAAGGAUCAUCUACCUCUCGUUGCUCUUGGUCACGUUUUUUGUCGCAGCUUAUUACAACACUGCCAUUCUCAACGGUCUUUUAUUACAAGCUCCGAACGCGAUCCAGAAUGUAGAACAACUUCUUGAUAGCGACGUCAAUCUUGGAGUUCUGGAUGCACCUUAUUUCCGCAACGAAAUACAAACUUUGAACGAUUCUUUGACGUUACGUACGAGAAAGAAGCUUGAAAAGGCUAAACAAGUUUAUUUUAACGUUGCGGACGGAGUGUUAAAAAUAAAAAAAGGCCAGUUCGCAUUGUUCACAGAGGACGAAGCCUUAUACACUGAGAUUAUGCUUAAAAUGAGCGAUGCUGAGAUUUGCUCGUUAUCCGAGGUGGAAAAAUACAAACCUUUUCACGUCGGAGCCAUCGCACGUGACAACUCAGCGUAUAAGGAAAUGUUUAACAGAGCGUUUGCACUAAUUCGCGAAAGAGGAUUGAUGAACAGACAGAAAAAUUAUUGGAUCGUGGAAAAGCCGGAAUGCCAUUGGAAACAAGACGCUUUGUCCUUAGACCUGGAACCCAUGGCGCUCGCAUAUUUUAUCCUGAUCCUUGGUUUCAUUCUGGCUUUCACGGCUUACUGGUUUGAACGUUGGGUUCACAAAAAAGAAAAGAAGUCUCUAGAAAUAAAAAUGUUAUAUUAGAUGAUGAAAGUCUUCUUGGUUUAUCGUUGUUGCACACCUGGCUUAGAGAAAAAUCUCUCCGUUGUAUCACGAUAUCUUCACGUUUACAUAUCUUUAUAUUAGCAUAAACAUAUCUGUUUUGUUCAAAACCUACAGUGAUCUAACAAUUUUUUUGCAUUGUUUACUAAUGUCAAAAACCCCUGGUUAAAGAAGCCUAAAUAAAAAUAUAAAGAGGAGCAUGAAUUUUAAGAAGAGAAAUAAUGGCCUGGGGUCAUGUUAACCACCGUCGACCAUUUUACGAAAGAGUCGGGUUUCUCUGAAAACCCACAUAAGGCUGAUUCUGUCGAUAUUUGAUAGGUCGACCGAAUUAAUUAUUGUUAUUAUUAAUUCUAGUUUAACAGAAAUUCUCCGUUUUCAUUUAUUAGUAUUUACGUACUAAUUAAUUGCACCAUAUUAGUUUAACGAUUUGCACACAUCUCGGAAUAUUUCAUCAAAAAAUUAUUGUCGCAUAUACAUACUGCUAAUAAUUAUUAAAAGUGAUUGUCAACAACUCCCAAGCCAUAUCAGCAAGUAUUUAUGAAAUAUUUCAUUAAAAUAACGUAAUGAAAAACAUUAUCAGCAUUCGUUGUAUUGGGCUGUAUUAUGCAAUGGUUUGCUGAUAAUAUUGUUAAUAUAAAAUCUAAAAAUAAGUAAGAUUGAGUUAAUUAUUAAAGUAUCAUAUUCCUCAAUGUUAUAAGAUCUCUUUUUCUAUCUUCCUACCUCUUUCGCUCUGGCUCUUUCACGCACGC